Phalacrocorax carbo (great cormorant) is the source of this 672-nucleotide messenger RNA. NCBI's taxonomy places the organism in Eukaryota, Metazoa, Chordata, Aves, Suliformes, Phalacrocoracidae. The record is from RefSeq and is a predicted model, not a curated record.
UCCCCGCUGACGCCGCCGGGUAUUUUGGCCGCGGGGACAGAGGGUAAAAAUAACUGUCCGGGAACGGCCCCAGCGCCCGGAGGGACCCGGCCUCGGGGGGUCCCACUGCCGGGGGGUCCCGCUGCCGGGGGGUCCCGCUGCCGGGGGGUCCCGCUGCCGGGGGGUCCCACCGCUCGGGGGCACCCAGGCCUCCGGGGAGCCAGGCCCGGGACACGCCCGCGCGGGGAGGGGGGGGCCAGGGCCGCCAUGGCCCCCGGCGCAGAGCCCCCGCAGGAGCGCGACCGGUUCCACUACGACUACGACUCCCUGCGCGUCGGUGGCCUCAUCUUCGCCGGCGCGCUCUUCCUCCUGGGGAUCCUCCUCAUCCUCAGUCGUCGCUGCCGGUGCAAGUUUGACCAACAGCCGAAGACGGGGGAACCGGACGAGGAUGAGGGACCCCUGCGACAGUCGAUCCGCCGUUUGUCCACCCGGAUGAGAUGAGCAGCGAGGUGCUCCUCGAGCCGGGACCCCCCACCCCGCGAUCCCACAUGGGGGUCACCCCACCUGCACGGACGGACGGACAGACGGACGCCCACCCCCCCCCAAGUCUGCCCCUCCCCCAAUAAAUGCCGCGCCCCCCCCCCGCCCCCCGCCCGGGCGCGGUUGUGUGAACAACAGGCGUCGGGAGGUGUC